This is a messenger RNA of Meira miltonrushii, 2581 nucleotides long. RefSeq names its product Adaptor protein complex AP-3 delta subunit. Bases 53 to 2533 code for a protein of 826 amino acids. Gene Ontology annotation, cellular component: endosome membrane; AP-3 adaptor complex; membrane coat. Gene Ontology annotation, biological process: protein targeting to vacuole; Golgi to vacuole transport. The record is from RefSeq and is a predicted model, not a curated record. Lineage: Eukaryota; Fungi; Basidiomycota; Exobasidiomycetes; Exobasidiales; Brachybasidiaceae. The transcript has a single exon.
CCCCUACAUGGCAGAUCGAUAGCCUUACUGUGACAACGCCCAUAUCGUCACGAUGUUUGAACGAUCAUUAAGUUCACUCAUCAAGGGGCUAAGAUCACAUCGGGGCAAAGAUGAAGCAAGAUAUGUGGCUACAUUGAUGGAUGAGAUCAAGAUGGAAGUUCGAAGUGGUGAUAUGGAAAUCAAAGCAGAAGCAAUUUUGAAGCUUACUUAUUUGCAAAUGCUGGGAUAUGCUCCUUCAAAUGCAUCUUUUCAUAUGCUUGAGGUGAUGGCAUCUCCUCGCUUUCAUUUGAAGCAUGUAGGAUAUUUAGCUGCAUCGCAAACAUUCACGCAAGAUACCGAUGUUUUAAUAUUGGCAACAAAUAUGGUCAAAAAAGAUCUUCGGUCAUCUUCUUCACUGGAUAUUGCUGUGGCACUCAACGGUUUAUCGCACAUUUUGACGCCGGACUUGGCCCAGCAUCUCUCUUCAGAUGUCAUCACUCUCCUCACACACACCAAACCAGUCAUACGCAAAAGAGCUCUUCUCGUUCUCCAUUCAAUCAUUUUGCAGUAUCCACCAGCUCUCGAACAAGCUUUGCCAAAAAUAGCAGAAAGGCUAGAUGAUCCUGACAAUGGCGUUGUAUCGGCAACUGUGAAUAUCGUUUGCGAAUUGGCUCGUCGAGAUGAAAAGAUUGCCAAAGCUUUCUUGCCUCUAUCUCCGCAAUUGUUUCAUCUAUUGACUAAUUCAACAAAUAAUUGGAUGUUGAUCAAAAUCGUCAAGCUUUUUGGUGUUCUCACACCACUUGAGCCAAGGCUGGCAAAGAAGCUUCUGCCGCCUAUCACCACACUGAUUACAACAACGCCAGCAAUGAGUUUAUUGUAUGAGUGUAUGCAUACAGUCAUCAUUGGUGGGAUGCUGGAGGGCACAGGAGGCGAUGAAUUGGCGGCUACAUGCUCAGAGAAGCUUGGGGUAUUUCUGGAGGAUGACGAUCAAAAUUUGAGGUAUAUCGCUCUGUUGGCUCUGGUAAAGAUUUUGCCAACGCACCCACAUCUCGUUGCUGUGCAUCAAGAUAGCAUUUUUGAGUCGAUGGAUGAUGAAGAUCUAAGUAUUCGAUUUAGAGCGUUAGAUUUGGUUUCAGGAAUGGCAAGUCGUGAAAAUUUUGUGGAUAUUGUAGAACAGCAAUUACGGUAUUUGGACCCUAGUAAGACUGUACCUAAGCCACCCUCAGCAGCACAAGCUUUACGUCAAGCAAUGCAAGCAAAUGGUGCAGUAGCCAAUGCACCUUCUACCUCUUGGAUUACUGCCUCUUAUCGACUGGAAAUCAUUAACCGAAUCUUAGACCUUGGAUCGCAAGAUACGUACACGAAUAUUGUUGAUUUUGAGUGGUACGUCGAUGUUUUGGUCCGUCUGCAACAAUUGGCAGGCAAUGCUGUCGGUUUCCGUAUUCAAGAGCAGUUGAUCGAUAUAAGCGCGCGUGUACGGGCCAUUCGGCCACACGCAAUCUACAAAUUGAAACAGGUGAUCGAAGAUUUCAACUUUAUCGAUGGGCGUAGUGGGGAAAGCGGACAAGAGUUACUGAUCCUUCGAGCUGCUGCUUGGAUUUGUGGGGAGUAUUGUCAACAUGUUGCCUAUCCUCCGGCCAUAAUCAGUCUUUUGUUACGAUCGGAGACAUUAAAGGUUUGUGAUGGAGUCACACGGGCGAUGGUGGUGCACAAUGCUAUCAAAUUGUUCGCGUGGUGGCUAUUGGAACAAGGACGUCAAUGGACCGAGGAUAAGCUGAAAGAUGUGCAGACAGUCACAAAUGAGGUUGCUUCGAGUAUAGAGAGUACACUCGCGAUCGCAAAUGACAUUGAGUUGGAAGAGCGUCUUUCGGAGUUCAAUGUGUUGGUUAACAUUUUGCAGGGCGAUCUUCAAAACAGGACGCAGGUCGGGACAGAGAAGGAUUCACAGAAGGAUGUACAACAGGAUGCCGCCAAGGAAUCGCCCUCUGCACCAAAAAGUCUACAGCUUCUGUCACCAUUGUUCUUUGGACAUGCGUUAGGACCGGUUGCAAAGAAAGCGCAGAGUAAGGUUGCUGUACCGUCUGGCUUGGAUCUUGAUACAUGGUUCGUCGAGCCUGCCGGAAUUCGCAUCAUAGAUGAAUGGGAGGCAGAAGAAGCAGCAAAGAAAGCGGAGGCGAAAGCUGCUGGAGGGAAGACGAAGCGGAAAGGAAGCGAAUCAGAGAAAACUGCUGAUUCACAAGAACGGAGAAAGUUGAAAGCAGAAAGGCUAAAAAGGCAAAGCGAAUCGCCUUUCUAUCUUGGAUCCAAACCUGGUCAGACGAAAGCGCAGCCGGCUAAUCUGAUCGAUGAUCAGGGAGACGAUAUUGAUUCGAUCCCGAUCGUACAGCUCCAGCUUGAUGAGAAAGUGAACGAAGCCAAGACGCCGCCCAUCAUUCCACAACAAGAGGAAGAAGAAAUGCCAGAUGCUGCAGAGGUGGAAAAUGUAGCUGUUCGAAAGGCUGUAUCCAAAAAGAAGAAGCGGUCAAAAGGAGUUUCAGAAGCAACACUUCAAUAAACAUGUACAAUUAGAGCAUUUCAUACCAUAGCAAUUCAUUAUACAUAC